AAAAUCACUCAGGUCGGACAAAACUUGGAGGGCACUUUACCACGACUGACAUCACCGCCAAAACCCUCGACACCCGUUAACCCCCUCCAAAGUCAUCCCUUCCUCCUCUCCCACCGCUCAUUCGCCGCCAUACCACCGGGAGUUCCCGUUUUGACACACCUUGAAUCUCUAAUAAAGCAGGGAAGAUGAAUCUGAACAAUGUGAAGGUACCCAGGAUGCCUAAUGGUGGUGCAGCUUCUGCAUUGGUAAAGUUUGGAGCUGUUAUUGGUAUUGGAUUAUAUGCAGCUGGGAACAGUUUGUACAAUGUUGAAGGAGGGCAUCGAGCAAUUGUCUUCAACCGUAUUGUUGGUGUCAAAGAUAAGGUUUACCCAGAAGGGACCCACAUCAUGAUCCCUUGGUUUGAAAGGCCAAUCAUUUAUGAUGUUCGUGCACGACCCCAUCUUGUAGAAAGCAAUUCUGGUAGCCGUGAUCUUCAAAUGGUGAAAAUAGGGCUUAGAGUUCUUACGAGACCUGUUGCUGAUGAAUUACCUUCUGUGUAUCGAAGUCUUGGUGAGAAUUACAAUGAGAGAGUUCUCCCUUCAAUCAUUCAUGAAACUUUGAAAGCUGUGGUGGCUCAGUAUAAUGCUAGCCAACUCAUCACCCAGAGAGAGGCUGUUAGUAGGGAAAUAAGGAAAAUACUAACAGAAAGGGCAGCCAAUUUCAACAUUGCACUUGAUGACGUGUCAAUAACAAGUCUUACUUUUGGGAGAGAGUUUACAGCUGCCAUUGAAGCAAAACAAGUCGCUGCACAGGAAGCUGAGAGGGCUAAGUUUGUGGUGGAGAAGGCUGAGCAAGAUAAGAGAAGUGCAAUCAUCAGAGCUCAGGGAGAAGCAAAAAGUGCCCAACUGAUUGGUCAAGCGAUUGCCAACAAUCCCGCAUUUAUAACACUCAGAAAAAUCGAAGCUGCUAGAGAAAUAGCAACAACAAUGGCUAAUUCAUCCAACAAAGUCCUUUUAAACGCCGAUAAUCUUUUGCUAAAUCUUCAAGAAAUGAGCCUCGAAAAAAAAUAAUUAACAUUCGUUUUCAAAACGAGAAAUGAUUUUGUAAUGGAAGUGGGAUGGCUACUAAAAAGCAUAAAAAGUUGUGGGUGCUAUUUGAUCUUCAAGAUAUUGGAUAUUUUUCUAUAUUAACUACCUCUUUGGUCAUGUCUUUAUUGGGUGUUUUUUUUUUCCCUCUUGUUAUGCGCAACAAAGAAGCUUCUAUUGUCGGGAUAAACUUGUAAUUUUGGUUUGUGCAUUGGAGAAUGUUUGUAAAGAUAGCUUUUAUUGAUGUGACAAAGUAAAUAUGUUUUAGAAGAGGCCAACAAUUGUAAGUGACCUUAAAAAAGCUACAUCUUUAUCUUUUAAUGGAUUUAGAGAACCGUGUAUUGUUCUAUAACUAGAAAAAAAACCCGGGUUUCACCCUAUGUCAGUUUUAUCGUAUUUUAUUUUUAUUUUUUUACGUAUG
Lactuca saligna is the source of this 1485-nucleotide messenger RNA. The record is from the annotation of a GenBank genome assembly. Lineage: Eukaryota; Viridiplantae; Streptophyta; Magnoliopsida; Asterales; Asteraceae.